GUGAAAAAAGUAACAAAUAGACAGUGUCUGGUUGGGGGUAGGGAAGAGGAGAGAAAAGACCGACCCAACAACACCGCGUAGAGUUAGCAAACCUACAAUYGUGGUUGUUAGAUAUCGUUMGUUUUUCUURCCUAGCUAGUCUUUUCCGAAGUCCAAGAAAGUUAUCGUGGGCUAGCUACUUAAGAGUAGAAACGUAACGUUAAACAGAAGGAGGGACAUGGCCCAGGAGACCAACCAGAACCAAGGGCCGCUGCUCUGCACUACUGGCUGCGGUUUCUACAGCAACCCGCGAAACAAUGGCAUGUGUUCGAUGUGCUACAAGGACUUCCUCCAGAGACAAAACAACAAUGGACGAGUCAGUCCACCAGUGUCGUCCUCGGCGGCGGUUAGCAGCCUGGGGGAGUCCCUCCUAGCCCAGUGCUCAGAGAGCAGUACUGUAGAUGUGCCGUCAGCCACGACCCACACAGACACCAGGAUGAACAGGUACAGUAG
Messenger RNA from Salvelinus sp. IW2-2015, 492 nucleotides. The record is from RefSeq and is a predicted model, not a curated record. NCBI's taxonomy places the organism in Eukaryota, Metazoa, Chordata, Actinopteri, Salmoniformes, Salmonidae.